ACCACAAGACCAAGACCAGGUCCAAGUCUUUUCUGAGUUUGAUGGUAGUGAUUUAAUUUCUCUCCUUUUUAACUACUUUUCGGAUGGUUAUUUCAUUUUGCAUUUUGCUCCACUUGUCUCUCCUUCCGAUAUUUCGAAACUCAGGAUCAUAUUCUCAAAGCAAUCACUUUAAUUUCUCCUCUUAAUUUCUUGACACAAUUAUUCAGUAUUCUUCAUUAUAUGGUUUCUGGAUUUCAGGCAUGGAUUUUGCAGAGACAAAAAGGACUAGCAAUGUUUCUGCCAGGAUUUUUGUGGCUGUUUUCCUCGUUACUUUUUGCAUUUUUUCACUCAGGAAGUCACCUAUUUUUAGCAGCCCGAACUUGUUCUCCAUUCAGAAACCAGGGGUGGCACAUGUCUUGGUGACUGGAGGUGCUGGCUAUAUAGGAUCUCAUGCUGCACUUAGACUCUUGAAUGAUUCAUACCGUGUUACCAUUGUGGACAAUCUUUCUCGAGGAAAUCUAGGCGCUGUUAAAGUUCUUCAAGACUUGUUUCCUGAACCAGGAAGGCUUCAGUUUAUUUAUGCUGACCUUGGAGAUGCAAAAGCUAUCAAUAAAAUUUUUAGGGAAAAUGCAUUUGAUGUAGUAAUGCAUUUUGCAGCCGUUGCUUAUGUUGGAGAAAGCACAGUUGAGCCUCUCAGAUAUUAUCACAACAUCACAUCAAAUACCCUUUUAGUUCUAGAGGCAAUGGCAGCUCACAGAGUAAAGACAUUGAUCUAUUCCAGUACUUGUGCAACAUAUGGAGAACCAAAAAAGAUGCCCAUCACCGAAGAAACUGAGCAAGUGCCAAUUAAUCCAUAUGGCAAAGCCAAAAAGAUGGCUGAAGAUAUCAUACUAGACUUUUCGAAAAAAUCAGACAUGGCUAUCAUGAUCUUAAGAUAUUUUAACGUGAUUGGAUCGGACCCAGAGGGAAGACUAGGAGAAUCUCCCCAUCCUGAACUACGCGAGCAAGGUCGGAUAUCUGGUGCCUGCUUCGAUGCAGCUAGAGGAAUUAUUCCUGGACUCAAGGUGAAAGGAACAGACUAUAAAACAGCUGAUGGCACUUGUGUGAGGGACUACAUAGAUGUCACUGACCUGGUUGAUGCUCAUGUGAAAGCUCUUGCCAAUGCAAAAUCUGGGAAGGUUGGAAUCUAUAAUGUUGGCACUGGAAAAGGUAGAUCAGUAAAAGAGUUUGUGGAGGCAUGCAAGAAGGCAACAGGGAAGGACAUAAAGGUCGAAUACCUUGACCGCAGGCCCGGGGAUUAUGCUGAAGUUUAUAGCGACCCGUCCAAGAUAAUGUGGGAGUUAGGUUGGACAGCGAGGUACACGGACCUUCAGGAGAGCUUAGCGAUUGCAUGGAGAUGGCAAAAGUCACAUCUAAAUGGUUAUGGCCCACCUGCUGCUAUAGGUCAAUAGUGACCACAAAUUGUUCUCAAGGAAAGUAGGAAACCUCAAACAAUCGUAGAGUUAGACAUGCAUUGGGUUUUUAUUUGUGAGGCAGGUUGUUCCCAAUAAGCCAUUGGGGUUUUGGGAAAGGUUUCUUAGCGCACACAGCUGGAAGUCCUUCCCCUUUAGUUCAUAAGGUGCUUUGGAAGAUGAGUUUUGAUACUUUGCCCAUUCCCCGCACAACAAAAGAGAAUGAAAAAAGAAAUUAAAGGAGAAAACAAAAGAAAGAAAUAAGAGAGAGAACAUUAAAUUAUAUAAUUACAGAAACAAUUUAUACUUCCACUGUAUAUGAAGAUCAAAGCGGUUAUGUAAAUAUUUUAUCUACGCUUCCACUUUCUCAGCUGGGCCUGAAUCAUUGCAUACAUUGCCUUUUUUUUUUCUUUUUUUUUUGAUACCCAGAAAUCCAUUGCAUACAUUCACUUUUCCCCAUUACAAUUCAGAAGUUAAUUUAAAGGGUUCAUAACUGUUGGAAAGUUAGGAAAUAAUAUCCCAUAGAAUCAGGAAAUUAGAAUUUGAAUAUUUUCUGUUUUAGAUAUUUCCGGAUUUGGUUCUGUUUCCUUUUUCUUGCUCCUUAAUUCUAGGAACCGGAGAUAUUGUUCUCUUCUAUCUAAACUAAUGUAACCUAUGUUAUGAAUAAUAAGAAAGAGAGAGAUUUCUGCUCUCUAGAUU
Morus notabilis is the source of this 2129-nucleotide messenger RNA. Its product is annotated as probable UDP-arabinose 4-epimerase 3. Gene Ontology annotation, molecular function: UDP-glucose 4-epimerase activity. The transcript is spliced from 10 exons. The record is from RefSeq and is a predicted model, not a curated record. Lineage: Eukaryota; Viridiplantae; Streptophyta; Magnoliopsida; Rosales; Moraceae. Gene Ontology annotation, cellular component: cytosol. Gene Ontology annotation, biological process: beta-D-galactose catabolic process via UDP-galactose, Leloir pathway. The coding region runs from base 240 to 1430 and encodes 396 amino acids.